UCCCAUAUGCGCUGCUAACAUGAUCCUGCAUCCUGUGUUGACAUUCAACCCAUUCCAAAGCUUCGCGCGCUCCUUCAAGGCACCGAUGCAUAAGAUAUUCUCAGGGAAACAAACUCUGCUGAAUGGCUGAAGCUAAAGGAUGAACCAAACUCCGUCGUACCAUGUCUAUGUCGGCAUUAGCCAGAAGGGUGAGUAAUACUCGAUUUCUCACUGACAAAGACGAAAGACUCGCUGACGAUGGCAUAUAUAACUGCAUGUGCCCAUGGAGACGAUGAAAUAGCAGCCCACACAUCAUGUCUCGAGCUCAGCAGCAAACCGUCUUCCGCGUGAAGGAAAAGAACAUUCUCUCCGGCAUUGUCAAAUGUCAAGAAUCCAUACCGAUUCCACAGCCCCAUGAGGUUCUCGUCCGCAUCCAUGCUGUAUCACUAAACUUCAGGGACUAUCUACCCUUCAGCAGCAAAUAUCCCCUUCCCGUGAAGCAGGACGUCGUACCGGGGAGCGAUAUGGCCGGAGAGGUCCUUUCCAUCGGCUCAGCUGUCCUCGGAUUCAAGCAAGGAGACAGGGUGACUGCCAACUUUGACCAGAAUCACUGGUACGGCACUCUACCAGAUGAACGUGUCAUCCUUGCUGGGUCGAUCGAUGGGGUCUUGCAAGAGUACCGCAUUUUUCCUGAGAUGGGUCUUCUACAUAUCCCAAAACACUUGUCGUAUGAGGAAGCAUCUUGCUGGCCGUGCGCAGGGGUGACGGCAUGGAACGCAUUGUUUGGCGGCGCUCCGCUCGUGCCAGGACAAACGGUUUUGUUUCAGGGGACAGGUGGUGUCUCUAUUGCUGGCUUGAUUUUGGCCCAUGCCGCUGGAGCAAAGACUAUCGUCACAUCUUCUUCUGAAGAUAAGCUCGAGAUAGCCAAGAAGCUGGGCGCCACCCAUGUUGUGAAUUACAAAAGAGAACCUGAUUGGGACCAGGUCGUUUUAAAGAUUACAGAUGGUAUUGGCGCGCAUCUGAUUCUGGACAAUGUUGGCGCGCAGGAAAUCGAGCGAUGUUACAAUUGCGUUGCUAGAGGCGGAACGAUCGCAUCCAUUGGAUUCCUCGGGAAUAACCCGGAGAAGGUUCCAGAUAUCGCAAUGCUGAACCUUCUCAAGUGUGUCACGCUCCGUGGCGUUUAUGUAGGCUCCAAACAGCUGCACGAGGACCUGCUCCGCUUCGUCGGUGCGAAUGAGCUUAGGCCACACAUUGACAAAGUCUUUCCAUUCGAGCAGACUCCAGAAGCUAUCGAUUAUCUUUCACGAGGACAGCACACUGGCAAAAUCGUCAUCCGCGUUGUACCUCAGUGAAAGUCAAGUAACGGAGCGCAAGAACGUCAAAUGUCACAGGUAGUAUGAAUCUGCCACAUUUAAUGAUGCGUCUCGGUGCACCCGCAAUGGCCAUUAUACGCACUUUUCGGUUCCAUGUUCAUGCACAAGAGCAUCAGAUUACUUAGCUUAUAUGUCAUGCCUGAUAGUCUCUCACGGCCCUUGGUCAAAAAGGUCUUGAACCGUGAUGAUUUACAUAUUGGGCGUCGCGGAUAUCAUGUACCAGCGGUCCACAUUUUUUUUCUCCAUGCGAUAUGCACGCGAACUUCUUCGCAAGUCUCAUGAUCAUGACAUAUGUUAUAGAAGGCCUUUUGACGUGC
Heterobasidion irregulare TC 32-1 is the source of this 1669-nucleotide messenger RNA. It is a transcript of the gene qor3, whose product is annotated as quinone oxidoreductase 3. The record is from RefSeq and is a predicted model, not a curated record. Gene Ontology annotation, molecular function: oxidoreductase activity. NCBI's taxonomy places the organism in Eukaryota, Fungi, Basidiomycota, Agaricomycetes, Russulales, Bondarzewiaceae. The transcript has 7 exons. Bases 294 to 1331 code for a protein of 345 amino acids.